Apus apus (common swift) is the source of this 2822-nucleotide messenger RNA. It is a transcript of the gene SRPRA, whose product is annotated as SRP receptor subunit alpha. The transcript is spliced from 14 exons. NCBI's taxonomy places the organism in Eukaryota, Metazoa, Chordata, Aves, Apodiformes, Apodidae. The record is from RefSeq and is a predicted model, not a curated record. Gene Ontology annotation, biological process: SRP-dependent cotranslational protein targeting to membrane. Gene Ontology annotation, cellular component: signal recognition particle receptor complex; endoplasmic reticulum membrane. Gene Ontology annotation, molecular function: signal recognition particle binding; GTP binding; GTPase activity. The coding region runs from base 45 to 1976 and encodes 643 amino acids.
GGGCAGUGCGACGUGUGCGCGGAGCCGGGCCCGGCGCCGCCGCCAUGCUCGACUUCUUCACCAUCUUCAGCAAGGGCGGCCUCGUCCUCUGGUGCUUCCAGGGCGUCCGCGGGCCCGCCGCCACCGCCCCCGUGAACGCCCUCAUCCGCUCCGUCCUGCUGCAGGAGCGAGGUGGCAACAACUCCUUCACCCAUGAAGCCCUCACGCUCAAGUACAAACUGGACAACCAGUUUGAGCUGGUGUUUGUGGUGGGCUUUCAGAAGAUCCUGACUCUCACUUAUGUGGACAAGUUGAUAGAUGAUGUUCACAAGGAGUUCAGGGACAAGUACCGCAAUGAGUUCCAGCAGAAGGGCGCCCUGGGCCUCCUCAACGGCACCUUUGAUUUUAAAGACGACUUCAUGCGCCUCCUUCGGGAUGCAGAGGAGAGCAGCAAAGUCCGAGCUCCCACGGUGAUGAAGACAUUUGAGCAGUCUCUCAAGUCCCAGAAGACUGUCAAGUGUAUGAUAGAAACCCGAGGGGAGAAACCAAAGGAGAAGGUCAAAACCAAGAAGAACAAAGGUUCCAAAAAAGAGGGAGCUGAAGCUGUCACAGCAUCUGGGAAAGCAUCGGUGGGUGAGAAGCAGCAGCCCUCCCCAGCUGGGGACAGGGAGGAGCUGACCAAGGAUGAGAUCCUGCAGAAGAACCGAGAGGAAUUCUUCAGGAGACACAUGAAAGCAGGAGAGAAAUCCAGCAAGUCCCCAAAGCCCGAGGUGCAGAAGGAGAAGGGGAAGAAGCCCCGAGUGUGGGACCUGGGGAACUCUAAUGCCAAAGUGCUGGAUUACAGCAACCCCGCUACCAACGGGAGCGCCGAGGCCUGUCCUGCCGAGGAGUUUGACCCUGACAGAGCCCUGGGGGAUCGAAAUCGGGAGCCUGGCCGCCUCUAUGACCUUGAGUACGAGAGUGAGGACGAGGCUGAAGAGGAGAAGGUUCUUCAGAACCCUUCAAAACCCAGUGUGAAGAAGGGUGGCCUGGGGGGCAUGUUUGGCAUGCUGAAAGGCCUGGUGGGCUCCAAGAGCUUGACCAGAGAGGACAUGGACCCUGUGCUGGAGAAGAUGAAGGAUCACCUGAUCGCUAAAAACGUGGCAGCAGAGAUUGCAGUCCAGCUCUGCGAGUCUGUGGCCAAGAAACUGGAAGGGAAGGUGAUGGGAACAUUCACCACCGUGACCUCAACAGUGAAGCAGGCCCUGCAGGAGGCUCUGGUGCAGAUCCUGCAGCCCCAGCGCCGCGUCGACGUCCUGCGCGACGUCAUGGACGCCCAGCGCCACCGCCGGCCCUACGUCGUCACCUUCUGUGGUGUCAACGGCGUCGGGAAGUCCACCAACCUGGCCAAGAUCUCAUUCUGGCUCAUCGAGAACGGUUUCAGUGUCCUCAUUGCGGCCUGUGACACCUUCCGGGCGGGGGCGGUGGAGCAGCUCCGCACCCACACGCGUCGCCUCAACGCGCUGCACCCCCCGGAGAGCCACGGCGGGAGGACCAUGGUGCAGCUCUACGAGAAGGGCUACGGCAAGGACGCCGCCGGCAUCGCCAUGGAGGCCAUCUCCUAUGCUCGGAACCAGGGCUUCGACGUGGUGCUGGUGGACACGGCGGGUCGCAUGCAGGACAACGCGCCCCUGAUGACGGCCUUGGCCAAACUCAUCGCUGUCAAUGCUCCUGACCUGGUCCUGUUCGUUGGGGAAGCGCUGGUAGGGAACGAGGCUGUGGAUCAGCUGGUCAAGUUCAACAAGGCCCUGGCUGAUCACUCCAUGGCCCAGACGCCGCGGCUCAUCGACGGGAUCGUCCUCACCAAGUUCGACACCAUCGAUGACAAGGUGGGAGCUGCCAUUUCCAUGACCUACAUCACAAGCAAGCCCAUUGUUUUUGUUGGUACUGGACAAACCUACUGUGAUCUGCGAAGCCUUAACGCCAAGGCUGUGGUUGCAGCGCUCAUGAAGGCCUGAAGAAGAAACCACAUCCACCAAAUUGCUGUUUGCAGAUGGCCGAGAAGAACAUGCUUUAGUCUUUCCCAUGUAGUGCAGGACAGAAUGAAGGGACACUGGUGUGAGGGGUGGGGUUUGUUGUUUUGGUUUUUUUUUUUGGAGAAAAGCUCUUGUAUCCAGUAAAAACCCUCCCCCUGGGUUCCUUCCUUCUGUUGGAAGUGACACAGGCUCCCUUGUGGGAAGGCUGAUCCCAGAGCUUUGUAUUCUUGGUGCUGCACAGAGCAGGGGCUAUCCAAGGACCUGCUGGGCUAUUUUGGGGAGUUGGAAGGUGAUUUUUUUGAGCUGCUUUUGAUUUAUCUGUUUUUUUUAAGACCAGCUUAAGGAGUGACUUUUGUGUCAAGAGGUGAGCAGGAGCGAGUGAGAAGUGGCUGUUCAUGUCACUGCUGGUGGCAGCUCCACCGAAGCUGAUAAACCAAAAAUGGGCUGGGAGGGGAGAUGCUAAAUUGCCUUAAGGUCCCCGUUUCUGUCGGCGCCGGGAUGCUGGAGCAGGGUACCUGGAGCAGAGCUGGAGAGCUGCAGCACCUUGGUCCCUAAUCAUGGCCCUGUCUCCUCUUUGCUAGUAAAAAGGAGGAAGAAAAAGAAAGAAAAUACUGGAAGAUGAUGGUUGCUUCUUGCUGCUUUCCUGCACCCUUUCUCCAACCCCUCGAGUGCCUCUGGAAGUGCUACACUGAGUAAUACAAACCUCUCUCUGGUGUCUUGUAGCUCUGUAUUGCAGAUGUGCUCUAGUGCAAUAAAUCAAAUGCUGUCUGCUAAGACACAUAAUUUAUAUAAAAUAAACUUCAUAAUUUGUUCUCUGUGUAUAAAUAA